Molecule: messenger RNA, 4877 nt
Organism: Hippocampus comes (tiger tail seahorse)
Lineage: Eukaryota; Metazoa; Chordata; Actinopteri; Syngnathiformes; Syngnathidae
Gene: atp2b1a
Product: ATPase plasma membrane Ca2+ transporting 1a
Exons: 22
Coding region: 585-4451 (1288 amino acids)
Biological process (GO): calcium ion transmembrane transport; regulation of cytosolic calcium ion concentration
Cellular component (GO): plasma membrane; intracellular membrane-bounded organelle
Molecular function (GO): ATP hydrolysis activity; ATP binding; P-type calcium transporter activity
Source: RefSeq, a predicted model, not a curated record
CACACCGGUGUGGAGUUAGAAGAAACACAGCCUGCUGUUUUUGCUCCAGCUAAGCGAGUUUCCCCCAGACAGACCAAAGGGUUCACUGGAUCUUGUGCUGCUCCCUCUGCUGUGUGCGACUUGGCCGCCUGGGGGCAGUCUGCAGACAACUAGGAGGAAGCCCGCAAAAGCCUUCCAACCAUGUGCCAAUGUGCUGAGCCAGUGGAAAAAGCGACGUCCGUUGGAGCCACGGCGUCGUGUAGAAAGAUCAGGUGACCUCGAGGAAACCAUAUUCAUACAGUCAUUGAAUCUGACUGCAUGCUGAUCUCCGGUUCCGCGAGUUCCCCUCCGUCGCCAUGAGAGGCCAGGAAGAAGACUGGAGUCUCCGAGGGCCAUGGCCGGCUUUGUAGAAGCGCUGCCCCGCCGCCACCCGCUGCCGCAUGACUCCAGCUGCCUCUGACGGCCCUGUCGCCUUUUUUAUGGGAGCUACCGCCGUGCGAGCGCUCGUGGGGAUUUAAGCUUUUCUGGGACACUUUUUUUUUUUUUUUUUUUUAAACCCCUACGGUUAACGCCGAGCUUUGCGUUUGGUGGGAGAUAGCGAGACAAUGGCGAACAACUCGUACAGCGGAGUGAAGAACUCCAUCAUGGAGGCCAACCACGACGGCGACUUCGGCUGCACGCUCAAAGAGCUGCGCUCCCUCAUGGAACUGCGAGGCGCCGAGGCCCUCAACAAAAUCGGGGAAUCCUACGGGGACGUCCACGGACUCUGCGGCCGCUUAAAAACCUCGCCCACGGACGGUCUAAGUGGGCAGCCGGCAGACAUCGAGAAGCGGAAAACGGUGUUUGGACAAAAUUUGAUACCGCCCAAAAAGCCCAAAACGUUCUUGCAAUUAGUGUGGGAGGCGCUGCAGGAUGUCACGCUGAUUAUCCUGGAAGUGGCAGCCAUCAUUUCACUUGGCCUUUCCUUUUAUAGACCUCAAGAUGCCAAAAGAGAAGACUGCGGGAAAGCCGCCGGCGGCGCGGAGGACGAGCACGAGGCGGAGGCGGGCUGGAUCGAGGGCGCCGCCAUCCUGCUGUCGGUCAUCUGCGUGGUGCUGGUGACGGCGUUCAACGACUGGAGCAAAGAGAAGCAGUUCCGCGGCCUCCAGAGCCGCAUCGAGCAGGAGCAGAAGUUCACCGUGGUCCGCGGCGGGCAGGUCAUCCAGAUCCCCGUGGCGGAGAUCGUCGUCGGUGACGUUGCACAAAUAAAAUAUGGGGACCUUUUGCCCGCCGACGGCCUCCUCAUCCAAGGGAACGACUUGAAGAUCGACGAGAGCUCGCUCACGGGGGAGUCGGAUCAUGUCAAGAAGACGCAGGAGAAAGAUUUGAUGCUGUUGUCGGGCACCCACGUGAUGGAAGGCUCGGGGAAAAUGGUGGUCACGGCGGUGGGCGUCAACUCUCAAACUGGAAUUAUUUUCACGCUGCUCGGUGCCGCCGAGGACGAGGAUGACGACGACGAAGAUGAAAAGAAGAAGGAAAAAGAGGAGAAGAAGAAACAGAGGAAAAGUGCGUGUCCUCGUAGACCCUUUUUUUUUUUUUCUGUUUGGGUCAUUUCCAUGCGGCGCCGCUGGUCACGCAUCCCGAUUCAGCUCUAUCUCUCUCCGGUGUUCUGUUUUGCAGACAAGAAGCAGGACGGCUCCAUUGAAAAUCGAAAGAAAGCCAAAGCGCAGGACGGCGCCGCCAUGGAAAUGCAGCCUCUGAACAGCGACGAGGGAGCCGAUUCGGAGGAGAAGAAGAAAGCCAACCUGCCAAAGAAAGAGAAAUCUGUCCUCCAGGGCAAGCUGACCAAACUCGCCGUCCAGAUCGGCAAAGCGGGAUUGGUGAUGUCGGCCAUCACCGUGAUCAUCCUGGUGGUGCUCUUUGUGGUCGACACCUUUUGGAUCCAAAACCUGCCCUGGGUCAAGGCCUGCACGCCCAUCUACAUUCAGUUCUUUGUCAAAUUCUUCAUCAUCGGCGUCACCGUGCUGGUGGUGGCCGUCCCCGAAGGCCUCCCGCUCGCCGUCACCAUCUCGCUGGCGUACUCCGUCAAGAAAAUGAUGAAAGACAACAACCUGGUGCGUCACCUGGACGCCUGCGAGACAAUGGGCAACGCCACGGCCAUCUGCUCGGACAAGACGGGGACACUCACCAUGAACCGCAUGACGGUGGUGCAGGCCUACGUGGCGGAGAAACACUACAAGAAGGUGCCGGAGCCGGAGAACAUCCCGGCCUCCAUUUUAGAUUUCCUCAUUCUGGGGAUAGCCGUCAACUGCGCCUACACGACCAAGAUCAUGCCUCCGGAGAAAGAAGGCGGCCUGCCCCGGCAAGUGGGCAACAAGACCGAAUGUGCCUUGCUGGGAUUUUCCACCGACCUCAAGCGCGACUACCAGACCAUUCGCAACGAGAUCCCCGAGGAGAAGCUGCACAAGGUGUACACCUUCAACUCGGUGCGCAAGUCCAUGAGCACCGUGCUGAAGAUGGCGGACGGCAGCUAUCGGAUGUUCAGCAAGGGCGCCUCGGAAAUCCUCCUCAAAAAGUGCUACAAAAUCCUGACGGCGUCGGGCGAGUCCAAGGUGUUUCGCCCGCGAGACCGCGACGACAUGGUGAAGAAAGUGAUCGAGCCCAUGGCUUCCGAAGGCCUGAGGACCAUCUGCCUGGCGUACCGAGAUUUCGCCGUGAAGGACGGCGAGCCCGACUGGGACAACGAGAACGACAUCCUCACCGGGCUCACUUGCAUCUGCGUGGUGGGCAUCGAAGACCCCGUGAGGCCUGAGGUCCCGGACGCCAUUCGAAAAUGCCAGCGCGCCGGCAUCACGGUGCGGAUGGUGACGGGUGACAACAUCAACACGGCGCGCGCCAUCGCCAGCAAGUGCGGCAUCCUGCAGCCCGGGGACGACUUCCUCUGCUUGGAGGGCAAAGAGUUCAACCGGCGGAUACGCAACGAAAAGGGAGAGAUCGAACAAGAGCGCAUUGACAAGAUCUGGCCCAAACUACGAGUGCUGGCUCGUUCUUCCCCAACUGACAAGCACACUUUAGUCAAAGGUAUUAUCGACAGCACCGUGGCCGAGCAGAGGCAAGUGGUGGCCGUCACCGGGGACGGCACCAACGACGGUCCCGCCUUGAAGAAAGCCGACGUCGGCUUUGCCAUGGGCAUCGCCGGCACCGACGUGGCCAAGGAAGCGUCCGACAUCAUCCUGACCGACGACAACUUCUCCAGCAUCGUCAAGGCCGUGAUGUGGGGACGCAACGUGUACGACAGCAUUUCCAAGUUCCUGCAAUUUCAACUGACCGUCAAUGUGGUGGCCGUCAUCGUCGCCUUCACGGGCGCCUGCAUCACUCAGGACUCUCCACUGAAGGCGGUCCAGAUGUUGUGGGUCAACCUGAUCAUGGACACCUUCGCCUCCCUGGCGCUGGCCACCGAGCCGCCCACGGAAGCCCUGCUGCUCAGGAAGCCAUACGGCCGCAACAAGCCUCUCAUCUCUCGCACCAUGAUGAAGAACAUUCUGGGCCAGGGCGUGUACCAGCUGGUCAUCAUCUUCACACUGCUCUUUGCCGGAGAGACGAUGUUCGACAUCGACAGCGGCAGGAACGCGCCGCUGCGAGCGCCGCCCUCGGAGCACUACACCAUCGUCUUCAACACCUUCGUCCUGAUGCAGCUAUUCAACGAGAUCAACGCCCGCAAGAUCCACGGCGAGCGCAACGUCUUCGACGGCAUCUUCAACAACCUCAUCUUCUGCAGCAUCGUCUUCGGUACCUUCGUCAUCCAGAUCGUCAUCGUGCAAUUUGGAGGGAAGCCAUUCAGUUGCGUGGCUCUCUCCAUCGACCAGUGGCUCUGGUGCACUUUCCUGGGCUUCGGCUCACUGUUGUGGGGGCAGGUCAUCUCGUCGAUCCCCACUAGCCGCUUAAAGUUCCUAAAAACGGCGGGCCACGGCACCCAGAAGGAGGAGAUCCCUGACGAGGAGCUGGAGGAGCUGGACGACAUGGACGAGAUCGACCACGCCGAGCGGGAGCUCCGUCGCGGCCAGAUCCUCUGGUUCCGCGGCCUCAACCGCAUCCAGACUCAGAUCCGCGUGGUGAAUGCAUUCCGCAGCUCCAUCUCCCUCUAUGAGGGCCUGGAGAAGCCCGAGUCGCGGACCUCCAUCCACAACUUUAUGACCCACCCGGAGUUUCGGAUAGAGGACUCGGAGCCGCACAUCCCCCUCAUAGACGACACGGACGCCGAGGACGACGCGCCCACCAAGCGCAACUCGGCCAGCUCCCGCAACGCCUCGCCCGCCCCGCCCUCGCCAGCCAGCGCGGCCCCGCCUUCCGGCGGCCCCGCCCUCAGCCCCGCCUCCCCAAACCAGAACAAUAACGCUGUGGAGAGCAGCAACCACCUCCUCCCGGAGGCCACCAAAGUGGGCGAGACCCCCGUGCCGGGCAGCCCCCUACACAGCUUGGAAACCUCCCUUUGAUCGCAAAGCACGCCCACCUCCCUGAAAGGCACCUUACCACUUUUCUACAUGGGGGGGGCAGGGGGGGGGCUGCACUGGGCUGUGCUGGACGAACAUUGGGAGGAAUGUAUCGGCUUGUGUGGAUUCUUUGAGCUUCUUCUUCACUUCUUAAACCGCACCAGGACUCUGCUCCCCCCCCAACCCCCCUGCUGACCCUACUUUUGGUUUGUCUGGCUGGACAAAGGCGCGAUUAUAAACUCUUGAUUGAAAGUGACCUGUUUUUUCUUAUUCUACUCUUAUUCUUAAUAUUAUUUGAAUUGCGUCGAGGAGCAGGUCGUCACGGCUUGAAGACAACAGAACCUUUUCGCUUCUCUUUAAUCUCGAUGGUGUUGUAUAUUUCGCUCUUCGGCCCUCGCUCACACACACACACACACACACACACACACA